CUUUAUUCUAUAUUGCUUCAAAAGAUAGUAUACUAAGAUGGCUAAAAGAGGAGCAGCUGAUCAAAUUACAAAGGACAAUCACGACGUGAGUCUGGAUAAUGAAGACCCAACUCCAGUCGUUACUGCGUCAGCAGAUGUGAUGGCUAAGAGAAAGAUUCUUAAACCAAGAGGUAGAGGAAACGCUACUAGUACGUUUUCUUUCAAGCCUAAACCAUCUAGCACACCAUCAGCGUUUGGUAAUGCGUUUGCAAAUGCUGCACCAAACGCCGGGGGGCUUUUUUCAUCGAACAACUCUUCAACAGCCAAUGCAUCUUCCGAUAAACAUGCUCAAAUCAAAGCAUUGAACGAUAAAUUUGUUGAUCAAAUACUCAAAGCAAAUAAGCCAGGUACCGUUGCCAACUUCAGUGCAAUUGCCAAAAAAUAUGUCUCUUAUUAUGAAGACAUUGAAAAGAAGUUUCAAGAAGAAUCCUUGGGACAUGUUAAUAAAAAACAACACCAGGCCCCCUCUACAUCAAGUUCAGCAGCUCCACCUUCUAAUGGGUUUAGUUUUGGUGGCUCAACCCCUAGCUUACCUGUGAAACCAAAGGUCCCCGAAUCCACUACUCAACAAUCUAAAGAAUCUGACUCCGAAUCAGAAGAAGAAGAAGUAAAGGUUGAAGGACCUCAAUUCACUUUAGCAUCUAAACCAACAGUGAAAAAAUCUCCUUUUACAUUUGGUCCCAAACCAACUAAAAAGCCCUCUUCCGAUUCUGAUUCCGAAUCCGAAGUGGAAAUUAAAGGUCCUAGCUUCACGUUCAAUAAACAGAUCAAAGACGAUGUUUUCAAACUUAAUAAUACACCAAAGGAAAACAACUCAACUAAACCAAGCUUCAAAUUUGGCUCUCAAGCAAAUAAUGAUGACGAUUCAAAACCAAAUCCAUUCGGCUUCCUUAAACAAGGCGAAAAGAAAGAAGAACCAAAACCUGCAUUCUCUUUCGGCGCCAAACCUGCUGAAGAAAAGAAAGAAGAAGCAAAACCUGCUUUUUCAUUCGGUUCUAAGCCUGCUGGAGAUUCAAAACCUGCCUUUUCAUUCGGUGCUAAACCUGCUGAAGAAAAGAAAGAUGAAUCAAAACCCGCUUUCUCAUUUACUCCAAAACCUGCUGGGGACUCAAAACCUGCUUUUUCAUUCGGUGCCAAACCUGCUGAAGAAAAGAAGGAUGAAUCAAUGCCUCCAUUCUCUUUCGGCGCCAAACCUGCUGAAGAAAAGAAAGAAGAACCAAAACCUGCUUUUUCUUUCGGUGCUAAACCUGCUGAAGAAAAGAAAGAAGAACCAAAACCUGCUUUUUCAUUCGGUGCUAAACCUGCUGGAGAUUCAAAGCCUGCUUUCUCCUUUGGUGCCAAACCUGCUGAAGAAAAUAAAGAUGAAUCAAAACCUGCUUUUUCUUUUGGUGCCAAACCUGCUGAAGCAAGCAAACCUUUCUCUUUCAAUUCUAGCUCGAAACCUUUCACCUUUGGCUCCUCCGAUGAAAAGAAAGACGAUCAACCAAAAUCGCUUUUUCAAGGGUCUGAUGCUUUCGGAACAAAACCAAGUACUGAGAAUCCUUUGUCUGGUUUAUCGAAACCAGCUUUUAACUUCGGUUCUUCUGCAACCUCAUCCAAACCAUUCGGCGGUAGCGCUGGCUUCAACUUCGGAGCUUCGUCUAACAAUCAAACUAAUAAUGCAGACUCAAGUAAACAAGAAAGCGAAUUAGUCCCUGAAGAAGAAACCGGUGGUGACUUCAAACCGGUUGGGUCUUUGUCCAACGAAAAAAUUGAUACACCAUCUACAGGGGAAGAAAAUGAAGAAGUUUUAUUUGAAAAGAAAACUAAACUCAUGUUAUUCGAUGCAUCUAAUACUGCAAACCCAUACACUUCUAAAGGUUUAGGUGACUUGAAGGUUUUGAAAAACAAAGAAACCAAUAAAUCAAGAAUUUUAGUCAGAGCAGAAGGUGGUUUAAGGGUUUUAUUGAAUACUUCAAUUAAUAAAGAUAUGAUUUAUGACACCAUUGGCAAUGGGUCAUUGGUUAGAGUUCCUACCAUCAAUCCAGAUGAUAAAUCUAUCGAAACUUUUGUCAUGAAAGUCAAAACUCCAGAUGAUGGUAAAAACCUCUUAAGUGCCAUCAAUAACGCCAAACAAUAAUUUAAGAUCAUUAUUGUAUUUACUCAUGAAUCAUUCAUUGUACCAUAUUUAAAAUAAUAUUAUUUCUCC
Molecule: messenger RNA, 2227 nt
Organism: Hyphopichia burtonii NRRL Y-1933
Lineage: Eukaryota; Fungi; Ascomycota; Pichiomycetes; Serinales; Debaryomycetaceae
Product: nucleoporin
Exons: 1
Coding region: 38-2158 (706 amino acids)
Biological process (GO): intracellular transport
Cellular component (GO): nuclear pore
Source: RefSeq, a predicted model, not a curated record